GUCUCACAUGCUAAGUCCCGCUCUGGAGAAUCGGCCCCGCAUUUAGGGUCGUCGCUAAACUUGACAGGCCGUCUGCUGUCUGGAUCCGGCAAUCCACACUUCUAUCAGGAGAACGCAUUGUUCUGCUUUACUUUGUGAACAUCACUUCAUAGGUCUUGUUCCCCCACCCAGUGUUUUCGCAAACGUGCAGAGAUGCGUUCUUUGCAAAGCCGCCCUGCGUCGACUUUUAGGCCGUGCAAGGGCUCUAACCGCAUUGUGCGUAUGCGAUCAACAGCUGCCCAACCCAUCAGCACGAUGGAGCUGAAACCGGAUGUAGCGCAGAAGCUGCGGCACGCGGAGGCGGUUUGCUUUGAUGUAGACAGCACAUUCUGUGAGGACGAGUCAAUCGACGAGCUUGCAGCCUACCUCGGCGUGGGCGAGCAGGUGGCCGCGCUGACUGCCAAGGCCAUGGGUGGCACCGUUGAGUUUAAGGAGGCUCUGCGCACGCGGCUGGGUGUCAUGCACCCCAGCCGCCAGGCAGUGGACAAGUUCCUAGCAGACCACCCACACCGGGUGACCAAGGGCAUCCCGGAGCUGGUGGCGCUGCUGAAGGCGCGGGGGCAGGAGGUGUUCCUGGUGUCGGGCGGCUUCCGGCAGAUCAUCCACCCACUGGCGGAGUCGCUGGGCAUCCCGCUGUCGCACGUGUUUGCCAACUCCAUCCUGUUUGACCAUGAUGGCCGCUAUGCGGGCUUUGACGAGAGCGAGUUUACUUGCCGCAGUGGCGGCAAGCCUGCUGCUAUUAGGCACAUCAAGGAGAAGUACGGGUACGAGGAGGUGGUGAUGGUGGGCGACGGCGCCACGGAUGCCGAGGCGCGGUCAGAGGGCGCUGCCAGCCUGUUCAUUGGCUACGGCGGCGUGGUGGUGCGCCCCACAGUGGCCGCCCAGGCGGACUGGUACAUCAUGGACAUACAGCAGAUGAUCGACGUGCUGAAGGCCGCACCGCCCGCCAACGCGCACUGAGCAUGUGACGGCGGCAGGAGGAAAAGUGUUGUUAGCACCAGGAACGGGGUUGGGGUGGCACGCAGCAAGCGUCAGCGGCGUGCACAAGCUGGUCGUGGAAUCGUAGGUCAUGCUGCCGUGGGGCUCACGUCGAGCCGCGAUUGAGUGAAUAGAAUGAGGCGCGUAUCAUAGUUUGGAUGUGACGGAACCGCCGGGCACUUUGCCUGGCGUGCUUCAGGGGCGCGUCAUGGUUAGCUCCAAGCUGGCACCAUGAUGUCGUCGAGCCCACAGGGCCUGGUGCAUGCAUAGCUCGGAAUGUGCCAUAUUUGGCCCACUUUUGGCCCAGACCGCUACAGGGCUUCCUAGGCGCCCGCACUUGACAAAACAUUGAUAUAUACACUAUAUAUGAUUAUUGCACGGGUUGGGGGUCAAAAGGGCGCGCUGGGCGAGUGGAUUCUGGGGGCCGGGUUUUGGGGGGAAAACUGAGGGGCGACCCCAAAUUGGCCCACCGGGCCGCGAGACGUUUUGGUCAUCCCUGCCGGCGAUUUGUCGAUUUCGAUACCCUAUAGAUGUCAUAUGAGGAUUGUUGCAACCGUCCGGGCAGGAUUGGGAGUGUUCUGGGUGCACAUCGCUCCUUAAAUGCUCAACAUGUUGUUUCGUUUGUCGUCUGCAGGCGCAUUCCGGCGUGCACUAAUCACCAAAGGAUAAACAUCAACAGAUACUAAAUGCGCAAACCAGUUAGCCUGCAGUCCGUCUGCUCCACACGCCAUAUCUCGCAUAGGCGGUGUUUUGUUCCUAGAUUUCAUGCCGUCGAGUUAUCUGCACACUAAGAUGUAAGCUAGAUAGCUUCGAGCCGAAUUGGCGGGGUCCGAGCAAGCGCGACAUUUGACAUUUUGACUUUGACAUUCAUGUCCAGAAACUGUUCAGAGACCUUUAUGUAUGUCACAUGAUGCCAUUUCGAUGCUAUAGGGGCCUUUACUCAUGCAGUCCCCAGGCACUCGCCGGAGCGGCAUCCGCCGCACCGAGCCCAGCAGGGCCAGCCCUUGUUUGCCCAUUCAAGCUCGCAAAGCUAUCACUUACACGUAAAGGAUAAUUUAUAUGCAGAGAACCGGGUUGUCAGGCACGCUUUCGAGAACCAGGGCGUGGGCUCUGGCGAGUGGGCCAAAUAAUCGGGCGGGCGCGCAGGGUCGUUUUCGGGGACUGGUCGGGAAUCGCCCUCUUACUGGCCUCCCAGUCCUUGGAUAAUCCUAAUCUAAUAUAAGCAUGCAAAAUUAAAUCAGGCAGGCUCUGAAUCCGUGCGGGCCAGCCGCACGGGCAAGUGGGCCAAAUUGGGGUAGGCUGGCAAUUAGGCACAUUCCGAGCUAGCUUGACUCCGCGGAACCGAACAACAGUUUGUGCCCAAACAUGGCAAGUAGUGAGCGGUGAAGAGGCAAGAACCUGAUUCAGGGAUGCUAAGGAGGGAAGACAGAUUCAAGUGAUCCUCACUGUUAUUACGAGCGGUUGAUUUGCGGAAGUACGUGUUGUAAGUACAAGCACGAGGUGCUGCACGUGGGUGAUGCGUUGCAGGUGAUGCGUUGUGCGACCAGCGCUCGUAUCUUCCUUCGUUCGGAACGAAAUUUGCCCAAAAAGGCCUCUGGCGGACGAAAUUUUUUUGAUCUUGGCGUGGAAUUUCGGCCAAAACGCACGGGAUCUUGGGGGGUCUUUCGGCAAACAGACGAAGACAUUUUUGGGAUUUCGGCCACUUUUGGCCAAGGACAGGGGGUUCCCGCGGCUACUCCACGGCCGAAACCUGCGUGGCAUAUGGUAAGAAGGCUCAAAGGGCUGUAUCUAUGGGUGUUGACGGCGGGAGACAGGGUUUCCCCUGGCGGGAGAGUGAGGUUGGGUGGGUCAGCGGGAAGCAGGGGAGGAGUGGGCGUGUCGUGUCGGUGUCGACCUCGUGCGGGUCGGGGGCGGAGCCCCCGGAAAAUUUUGGGGGUGAACGAAGCGGCGGCAGCCUAUUUCGUCAACUAAACGAAGCCAUUUUAAGGAAUUCGGCCACUGACGCCGCCCCUGCCUUCGUAAGAUACGAGCGCUGUGUGCGACUGUAGGUACCGCUAGGCACGGGGUGAGACACACCGGUGGCAACGCACAGAAUGAUGAUCACAGCGACCUGGUAAUGGAACCUUGG
Chlamydomonas reinhardtii is the source of this 3145-nucleotide messenger RNA. RefSeq lists its product as uncharacterized. The transcript has 10 exons. Gene Ontology annotation, biological process: L-serine biosynthetic process; dephosphorylation. The record is from RefSeq and is a predicted model, not a curated record. Gene Ontology annotation, molecular function: L-phosphoserine phosphatase activity; magnesium ion binding. Gene Ontology annotation, cellular component: cytoplasm. The coding region runs from base 262 to 999 and encodes 245 amino acids. Lineage: Eukaryota; Viridiplantae; Chlorophyta; Chlorophyceae; Chlamydomonadales; Chlamydomonadaceae.